Molecule: messenger RNA, 1330 nt
Organism: Aplosporella prunicola CBS 121167
Lineage: Eukaryota; Fungi; Ascomycota; Dothideomycetes; Botryosphaeriales; Aplosporellaceae
Exons: 1
Coding region: 344-1330 (328 amino acids)
Source: RefSeq, a predicted model, not a curated record
GCGUUGCCUAACUUGGCUUAGCUCUAGGGCUUCGGGCGCGCGCCAACGAGCGAACGGGUGAACGAUCGCUGGCUGGUCUUCGCGAGCUCCUCGCUGAGCCGCGAGAGGCCUGUUUCCUACCUGAAAUCGACCCUCUAGGGCUGGCGGAUGAGUUGCGGGGGACGCGGGGGUGCGGGUUGGCGAGUUAUUUCGCUCAACACUACGCCAAGACUCGUGAUAGCAGUCCGACUGAACCGGACGACCCACUUCACCGUCCGAAUGAACGAGUGGGCCGUGGGGACGGCGGGCUAUCCGUCCCGCCCACCGUCCGGGCCGGACUGGACGAUAUCGCACCCUGUUCACAAUGCCUGAUGACAACGACCACGAUGCUGAGCUUGUUCGACAGCUACGCCUAACCUAUCAGCUACUUCACACUUACUUUCUCCGUAAACAUGAGGGCGAGGCCUCCCUUCGGAAGGAGACUCUGCGUCUUUGGGAAUUCAUUCAGUUUUUUGAUCCAGACUUCAAGUACUGGACGCCUGCUGACGCAAACUCGUCACUUCACAUGAACCUUACUCGACACAGUAGGGCUGUCCGUGAGCUACUGGGUCAGCUAGCUGCCUCUAAAAACAUACCGUUUGUGAACAGCAUCGACGAGGACGAAAUCCGAAACUUUAUGAUAGACAUGAAUGCCCUAGAUGGGUCCCGACAAGAACCUCAGGCAUCUGAACUACCACUGUCAGAUGUCACCCCAGAAUGGGCCCGUCAAAUGAUAGAUGUUUUCAAACAAAUCUCAGCACAAAUAACCGCCCAGAACAACGCUCUGACAACCAUCCUUUCUCAAUCAACAGGCCCUUCAGUUUCUCCUACGUCUCAAUUGCAUCCAGAAACUACGUCCAGUCAGCCCACACGUUCCUCGACUGAUACAGAUGUAGCAACCGCCGCAAUGAAGAGUUUUACGAAGGAUGCAGUCUCCGUACCACGCCAACCAGCUUACUCGCAGGAAGUCACAGUGCCUAUUGACACUCAGCUCUUCACCCCUAACAACAACAAAAAUGCCAAGCCCUGGCAUAGUGACGGUUACUCCAGCCAUUCCGACAGGAACGAUUAUGACCCUAACACUUCCAAUCUCGACAGGGAACCCGAUGACACUUCAGCUCGCUUAGUGAUCGAACAAACUAUCGAUGCUGAUAUGACCGAUAUGCAGGACUGCGAGCAGCCUGGAAAUGGCCACGUGCCUGGAUCGACUAGAAGCGAGAGGAAGGGGCUCACUUUGCAGGAGAUGAUGGCACUGUUUGGUCCAGUUAGUGACGAUGACGCACGCCAAUCAUUUAUCAUCGCGGGAGAAUGA